This is a messenger RNA of Asparagus officinalis (garden asparagus), 1433 nucleotides long. RefSeq names its product pentatricopeptide repeat-containing protein PNM1, mitochondrial. The record is from RefSeq and is a predicted model, not a curated record. Bases 16 to 1005 code for a protein of 329 amino acids. Gene Ontology annotation, molecular function: protein binding. The transcript is spliced from 2 exons. Lineage: Eukaryota; Viridiplantae; Streptophyta; Magnoliopsida; Asparagales; Asparagaceae.
UCCAACUCGAAAAAAAUGUCGCUCCGCCGNCAAGCGGUCGCCUUUUUCGAGAACCUCCACAAGGAUCUCGGGAUUGAGAAGUCACUUGCAAAUCUUAAGCUUCUGGUGACCGCACUCGCCGACCACAAGUUCGCUGGUCACGCAGAGAGGAUCGUCAAGAAGUGCGCCGACGAGAUCUUCCCCGAUGAGGAGAUCUGUAACGAGCUUAUCAGGGGGUGGUGUAAUGAUCUGAAGCUCGAUGAUGCGAGGAGAUUGGCCGGGGAGAUUGUUAGGGGAGGGUUUGAGCUUGGGACUCCGGCGUACAAUUCGAUCUUGGAUUGUAUAUGUAGACUUUGUAGGAUGAAGGACCCAGUGAGAAUGAAGCAGGAAGCAGAGAAGUUUCUGGCUGAGAUGGAAGAGGACAGCAUUUCGCGAAAUGCAGAGACCUUCAAGGUUUUGAUAUACAACUUGUGCAAGAUUAGGAAGACGGAGGAUGCGUUGAGCUUGUUCAGGAGGAUGGGAGAGUGGAACUGCUCGCCAGAUGCGGAGACUUAUUUGGUUCUGAUUAGGAGCUUGUAUCAGGCUGCUAGGGUCUCAGAGGGGGAUGAGAUGAUUACUUGGAUGAGGUCGGCGGGGUUUGGAAAUGCACUGGAUAGAAAGGCUUAUUAUGGGUUUAUCAAGAUCUUGUGUGGGAUAGAGAGGGUGGAUCACGCGAUGAAGGUGUUUAGGUUGAUGAAGGGGUAUGGGCAUGCACCCGGGAUUAAGACCUAUGACUUGUUGAUUGGGAAGCUGGCGGAGCAUAAUCAGGUGGAUAGGGCCAAUGCCCUGUUUAAGGAGGCCAAAGCGAGGGGAGUGCCUGUGGUGCCAAAGGUUUAUAGGCUGAACCCGAGAGUUGUCAAAAAGAAAGAGAAGAAGGUGAAGAAGAGGGAGACAUUACCGGAAAAGAUGAAGAAGAAGAGGAGAAGGCUGAAGAGGUUGCGACUGAGCUUUGUUAGGAAGCCGAAGUCAAUGAGGAGAUUGAUAUAGGCAUAUGUCGAUGAGCUAAUGGGUCUGUGGACUAGCUGGAGUAUAUAAUUCCCACAGCUGAGCCCCAUUGCAUCCUGUAUCCAUUUGAGACCCAUUACUUCUGUGAUCUUAUGGUAACUUAACUAUGCUUAAGUUGCCUCAAAUUUCUGGAUUCUGUGCGAAAGAAGAACUCAUCGUCUUAAGCGAUACAGAUUGAUUGCCUCAGAAGCUUUUGGUGUUUUCAUGCAAGUUAAUAAGCGAGAGGGCGAUGCUCCAAGUUUUUCAGGACUUCUUAGUGGAGCUUAAUCUGUCAUUGAGCCUUCGGUGAUUUUUGUACGGGAGGAAUUAUUUUUUGGCAUGAAUAGCACGCUCCUUUGAUAUAAAGUAAAGAUGUUUUCAUACAACUUGUUGAUCUAUUUGGUAAAAUAUCGUUGGUGUAUGUUGGCUUA